Mucor mucedo is the source of this 309-nucleotide messenger RNA. RefSeq lists its product as uncharacterized. Lineage: Eukaryota; Fungi; Mucoromycota; Mucoromycetes; Mucorales; Mucoraceae. The record is from RefSeq and is a predicted model, not a curated record. The coding region runs from base 1 to 309 and encodes 102 amino acids. The transcript has 3 exons.
AUGGUCCGCUAUCCGUUGUUAUGCGAUAAUUCCGAGAAUUCCGGUCCGUUAUCCCUACAGAUCCGAUACUUAAGGUUCCCUGAUUACAUUAAACUAAUGACCAAAAUAGAUUAUAAGAAAUUAGAAACGGUUCAGAAAUGGUUCAAGUAUUAUAAACUUCUAUGGAAAUUAUCUGAGCUAAUUUCACAUAUAAGUUAUGGAUCCGUCCAACGCUGCUCUAAUGGUAUCAUUCCUUUGGAGACUGGUUCUAGUAUUGGUGUAUUUAACAGAGCUAUACACAAAAUUAAUCAUGAUAACGUCGUUCAAUAA